Messenger RNA from Fusarium keratoplasticum, 1584 nucleotides. Its product is annotated as MFS domain-containing protein. Gene Ontology annotation, biological process: transmembrane transport; carbohydrate transport. Gene Ontology annotation, molecular function: carbohydrate:proton symporter activity. The coding region runs from base 1 to 1584 and encodes 527 amino acids. Lineage: Eukaryota; Fungi; Ascomycota; Sordariomycetes; Hypocreales; Nectriaceae. Gene Ontology annotation, cellular component: plasma membrane. The transcript has 5 exons. The record is from RefSeq and is a predicted model, not a curated record.
AUGAAGUUCUUUAAACGCCACGAACAGGCGGGUGAGGAGCAACACCUAGAGAGGAAGCACACCACCAACGAUGCGGCUGAACAAAAGGUUACCUUCAUUGCCUGCUUCUUGGGUCUUGUUGCCUCCAUUGGUGGCUUCAAGUUUGGCUAUGUCAGUGGCCAGAUUUCCGGCUUCUUCAUGAUGGACGACUACUCCCGCCGCUUCGGAGAGCUACAAGACGAUGGAUCAUACACAUUUAGUGCUGUCCGCCAGGGAACAAUCGUCGGUCUGCUCAGCGCUGGCUGUCUGAUUGGAUCUCUUAUCGCUGGAAACCUCGCCGACUCUAUUGGCCGCCGCCUUACCAUUUCCCUCACAGCUCUGUCGACCUGCAUCGGUACCAUCAUCGAAAUCUCGUCUACGACGCAUUGGGUUCAAUUCGCCGUCGGUCGACUUGUUACAGGCUUUGGAAUUGGAUCUCUUUCUGUCGUGGUGCCCAUGUACCAGAGUGAGAGUUCUCCCGCCAUCAUCCGAGGUAUCCUCGUUUCGUGCUAUCAGCUCUUUGUGACGCUGGGCAUCUGGACUGCUGAGAUGGUCAACUGGGGUACCGAAGCCAAGACCGACUCUGCAUCUUGGAGAAUCCCCAAUGGUCUCUCCUUCUUGUGGUCUCUGAUCCUUGGCGCUGGUAUCCUAUUCCUCCCUGAGAGUCCCCGAUAUGCCUACCGAAAGGGUCGUGAGGAGGAAGCUCGAAACACCAUUGCUCGUCUGGCUGGUCUUGAGCCCAAUGCUCCUAGUGUCAACCGCCAGAUUGCCGAGAUGCAGGAGAAGCUUGAAGAAGAGCGAGCUUUGCCUGACACAAAGUGGCACGAGAUCUUCACUGGCCCCCGUAUGGCUUACCGUACCACGCUCGGAAUUGUUCUCCAGGCUGGUCAGCAGCUUACCGGUAUCAACUUCUUCUUCUACUUUGGCACCACCAUCUUUGCCUCUACUGGUCUGAGCAACAGUUACGUCACCCAGCUCAUCCUCGGAUCCGUCAACUGCGCCUGCACAUUCGCCGCUCUCUACAUUGUGCAAAAGUGUGGUCGUCGUAAUGCUCUCAUGGUCGGCGGUGCCUGGAUGAUGAUGUGUUUCUUCGUCUACGCCUUUGUCGGACACUUUGCCCUCGACAGUGAAGAUCCUCUCAACACUCCUGCGGCUGGUGCUGUUCUCGUCACCUUCUCUUGUCUGGCUAUCGCUGCCUUUGCUACGACAUGGGGUCCUCUCGUCUGGGCUGUUGUUGCCGAGCUUUAUCCCUCGCAGUAUCGUAGCCGCUGUAUGGCUCUCGCCACGGCUGCCAACUGGCUCUGGAACUUUCUCAUCUCUUUCUUCACCCGCUUCAUCGUUGAUGCCAUCGACUACUUCUACGGCCUCGUCUUUGCCGGAUGUUGUGCCGCCCUCGUCGCCAUCGUCUUCUUCUUCCUCAUCGAGUCCAAGGACCGUACUCUGGAGGAGAUUGACACCAUGUAUAUGCAGCACGUCAACCCCAUCACCUCGAGCAAGUGGGACCCCAACACCCAGAGCAACAAGGGCCGUGGAGGUCAGACGACGGAUGAGGAACAUUCGUCUUAA